This is a messenger RNA of Sebastes umbrosus (honeycomb rockfish), 430 nucleotides long. RefSeq names its product caspase-1-like. Gene Ontology annotation, biological process: regulation of apoptotic process; proteolysis. NCBI's taxonomy places the organism in Eukaryota, Metazoa, Chordata, Actinopteri, Perciformes, Sebastidae. Bases 98 to 430 code for a protein of 110 amino acids. Gene Ontology annotation, molecular function: cysteine-type endopeptidase activity. The record is from RefSeq and is a predicted model, not a curated record. The transcript has 2 exons.
UGCGCACAGGUUGAUAAAAACUGGCGAGAUUUCACUUGUAACCGGCAGACUUCAGUUCUCUCUCUCUUCAACACACCUGUGACUCGAGAUUUGAGGAAUGGCAGAUAAGGAGCUUGCCAGAGUGAGGAGUAAGUUUGUGGAAAAGGUGUCGAACGCACUGCUUAAGGACCUCCUAGACGACCUUUUAAACGAUGGUGUCUUGAAUGACGGCCAGAAAGACUCGAUACUUGAGGAGAACAGUAACAGAGCAGACAAAGCUCGCAGUCUCAUUGACACGGUGAGGAGGAAAGGAGACGAAGCCAGCAGGAAGAUGAUCGCUCACCUUCACAGCAGAGACCUGAUGCUUUACUCUGAACUGGGUCUGACCUGUGGUGAACCUGCUCAGCCAGGUAAGCUGACAUAUUUCACCUAUAUUCUUUUUUUUUUUUGA